AUGGAUGAAUCAGUACCAGAAAUUGAUCUACCAAUUUUAAAACCGGUAAAAGCUACAAAUAUAUCUAACAAAAAUAUGAUCAAAACAGUUACAGACAGUGUUCAGAAGCAAUUAAAUGAGUUUGCAGACUGGAUUAUAUCAUAUAUUCCACCAGAUGUUAAGAAACCAACCAAUAAGCGUUUGGAUGAUUUGAAAAACGAGGUUAAUAAUAUUUAUAAAAGUCUGAAAAAUACAGGUGAUGUACAAAAGGACAUGAAUGUUGCAUACAAGAAAGAGUCAGCAAUGAAGGGUUUUUUAUCGUCUUACAUGAUCAAAGGUGAGAAAAAGAUUGAUCCUAAAUCGUUUAUAGAAAAGUAUGAGACCGCAGUUAUUAGAACGGUUGAAAAACAGCAAAAACCAAUAAAAAUGAAAUUAGUACUAGAGUGUGUAUUUUAUAAAGAGGAGCAUAAAGAGGUUGUAUACACAUUUGGGUAUUUUCAUAGUAAUAUAGUUAUUAUUACACAAGCUACGAAUAUAGAAGAUGUUUAUGAAACAUUGACAGGUGAUAUAUUAGAAAAGAUUAGYAAUUUCCAAAAUAGUGGAUCGGGKUGGAUAUUCAAUAAAGUGGAGAAUUUAGAUAUUCAUAUAGAUAAAUAUAARCCUAURACAGCAAAAUCUUAUAUYCCAUUACCAGGAAAAUUGAAGAGUAAAGAGGCUAUUGUUAAUCCUAUUAAUAAGGAUAAYSAAUGCUUCAAAUGGGCAGUUACAACAGCUUUAUUUCCUUCUCAUAAGAACCCAAAUAGGAUAACUAAAGCUCUUAGGAAUAAUAGUGAAAAACUAUGUUGGGAUGAUAUCGAAUUUCCUGUUCAGCUGGAUAAGAUUACUAAAUUUGAGAGUAAUAAUCCAGAAUAUCGAGUAAACGUGUAUAAAUAUAUUAAUGAGUCUGUACCUAUUAGAAUAAGUGAGGUUGAAAAUGAAGAUAGUAAGAAAACGAUAAAUCUACUAUUAAUAUCRAAUGAAGAGACUAAYCACUAUUGCUGGAUAAAAAAUAUGAGUAGGUUAAUAUCAUCUCAAAUAACUAAAAAUGGUCAUUGUAGGUAUUAUUGCGAAAGGUGUCUCAACUCGUUUAAAACGAAAAAGGCUUUAGACAUACACUAUGAGUAUUGUAAGAACCACGAGGCGGUUAAAAUUACAUUACCAAAAAAGGGGACAACGAUCUCGUUUAAUAAUUAUAAUCACUCUAUGCGAGUCCCCUUUGUCAUCUAUGCAGAUUUUGAAUGCUUCACAGAGAGUAUCGAUACAUGUCAACCAAAUGAUGAAAGAUCAUAUACUCAACAGUACCAAAAGCAUGAACCAUCUGGUUAUUGUUAUAUGGUAAAAUGUUAUGAUGAUAGUAUAUAUAGACCAAAAUUGUAUAGAUAUACUGCUAAGUCAGAGGAUGAGGAUAUUAGUCGAAAAUUUGUAGAAUCGAUAGAAAAUACUAUUAAAAAUGUCUAUAAAAGAUAUCAUUACAAUAAGAAGGUUAAGAUGAUGGAUGAGGAUAAUAUGAAUUAUGAUAAAGCUACACAUUGUCAUAUUUGUGAUAAGGAGUUAAAUGGCGAUAAGGUAUUAGAUCAUGACCAUCUUACAGGGAAGUAUCGGGGUGCAGCGCAUAAUGAGUGUAAUUUGAAUUACAAAACACCGAAGCAUAUACCAGUGAUAUUCCAUAAUUUAGCAGGUUAUGACGCACAUUUAUUCAUUAAGAAUCUAGGUUCUACAGAAGGGAAAAUAGAUUGUAUUCCAAACAAUGAGGAGAAAUAUAUCAGUUUCAAAAAGGAGAUAAUAGUAGAUACAUUUGAGGAUAAAAAUGGUAAGGUUAUUAACAUUAAACGUGUGAUUAGAUUCAUUGACAGUUUAAAAUUUAUGGCUUCAAGUCUAGAUUCAUUAGUUAGCAAUCUAGAGAAGAAACAUUGUAAGAAUAUGAAUUUUUUCUAUGAGGGUAAAAAGCUUGAUCUAUUACUUAGGAAAGGUGUUUAUCCAUAUGACUAUGUUAGUACAUUAGAUAAAUUGAAUGAAACAUCCCUCCCCCCGAUAGAAGCGUUUUUUAACAAAUUGAAUAAUACACCAACUACCAUCACUGAUUACAAACAUGCACAAGAAAUAUGGAAAACAUUCAAAAUAAAAUCUAUGAAAGAGUAUCAUGAUUUAUAUCUUAAGAGUGAUGUCAUCCUAUUAGCAGAUGUAUUUGAAACUUUCAGGGAUGUAUGUAUGGAGAAUUAUACGUUAGAUCCGUGUUGGUAUUACACAGCUCCAGGACUGUCUUGGGAUGCUAUGUUGAAAAAGACGAAAAUUAAUCUCGAGUUGUUAACAGAUAGUGAAAUGCUACUAAUGAUAGAAUCUGGAAUAAGAGGAGGGAUCUCGAUGAUUAGUAAACGUUAUGCAAAAGCUAAUAACAAAUACAUGAAAUCAUUCAAUAAUAAGGAAAAGUCGAAAUUCAUCAAAUACCUAGAUGCUAAUAAUUUAUAUGGGUGGGCUAUGUCACAGAAGUUACCUACACAUGGGUUUAAAUGGAUGAAUAAACUAGAGCUCAAGAAUUGGAAAAAGCAUCCAUGUAUCCUAGAAGUAGAUUUAGAUUAUCCAGUUGAGCUGCAUAAAUUGCAUAAUGAAUAUCCUCUUGCCCCUGAAAGGAUAAUGGUUAAUAAAGUGGAGAAACUUAUUCCGAAUUUAGGAAAUAAGACAAAAUAUGUAGUACAUCAUGAGACGUUGAAAUUGUAUGAAAGUCUUGGGGUGAAAAUAACGAAUAUCCAUAGAGGUGUUACAUUUCAUGAGUCUGAGUGGUUGAAACAAUAUAUUAGUCUUAACACAGAACUCCGUACAAAGGCUAAAAAUGAUUUCGAAAAAGACUUUUUCAAACUGAUGAACAAUAGCGUUUUUGGGAAGACAAUGGAGAACAUACGUAACAGACAAGACAUUAGACUGACAACAAAUGAAAAGCAGACAGCAAAAUUGAUUAAUAUGCCUAAUUAUAAGAAAAGAACGAUAUUCUCAGAAAAUUUAGCUGCUGUUCAUAUGGGUAAAACAGAGUUAGUAUUCGACAAACCCAUAUAUGUAGGUAUGUCAAUCCUUGAUCUUUCGAAGAAUUUGAUGUAUGACUUUCAUUAUAAUUAUAUAAAACCAAAAUAUGGUGAUAAAGCAAAUCUACUAUUCACAGAUACUGACAGUCUUAUGUAUGAGAUUGAAACAGAUGAUUUUUAUAAAGAUAUUGAGAAAGAUAUCGAGACAAAGUUUGAUACAAGUAAUUAUCCAGAAGAUCACCAAGGAGUAAAACAAAGGGUUAAUAAAAAGGUUAUUGGUAUGAUGAAAGAUGAGACAGCAGGUCAAGAGAUUACUGAAUUUGUAGGUCUUAGAGCUAAGUUAUACGCUUAUAAAACAGAUAUYGAAGAAGCAAAACGUUGUAAGGGUGUUAAAAGGUCAGUCGUUAAAAGGGAGAUAUCAUUCGAUGACUAUAAGGAAUGUCUAUUUGAGGGGCAACAAAUUAUGAGAAAGAUGAAUGUAAUCAGGAGUCAUGGGCAUCAAAUAUAUACAGAAACAGUUAAUAAAGUAGCAUUAUCAAGAGAUGAUGAUAAAAGAGAGAUAGAAUUAGAUUGUAUUAAUACUAAAGCUAUAGGCUAUAGAAAUAUUGAUGAAUGA
Messenger RNA from Actinia tenebrosa (Australian red waratah sea anemone), 3648 nucleotides. RefSeq lists its product as uncharacterized. The record is from RefSeq and is a predicted model, not a curated record. Lineage: Eukaryota; Metazoa; Cnidaria; Anthozoa; Actiniaria; Actiniidae.